Messenger RNA from Alosa sapidissima (American shad), 2018 nucleotides. RefSeq names its product ELAV like RNA binding protein 1a (gene elavl1a). The record is from RefSeq and is a predicted model, not a curated record. The transcript has 7 exons. Gene Ontology annotation, cellular component: ribonucleoprotein complex. Gene Ontology annotation, molecular function: RNA binding. Bases 183 to 1214 code for a protein of 343 amino acids. Lineage: Eukaryota; Metazoa; Chordata; Actinopteri; Clupeiformes; Clupeidae.
AAAGUUAGCCUCGCUUUUUUUGCAGAGGGUCCCGGUGGCGUGUUUGUGUCACGAGAAGUCAACGUCAAUAUCCAUCUGCAUUCGUUCACAGACGUGUAGGGUAGCUCAGCUCUAGAAACGAGAUUGAAUCGACGAAACAAAAAAGUUGGUGCCUUCAGAUUCGGGAUCUGUGAAGUCUCUUCAUGGCAGUCAGAAGGGGACACAUUAGAUACUUAAAAGAGGUGCAUGACAUGUCUAACGGUUACGAAGAUCACAUGGCAGAUGAAGGCAAAGAUGCCAGAACAAACCUUAUUGUCAAUUACCUGCCCCAGAACAUGACCCAAGAUGAACUACGCAGCCUCUUCAGCAGUAUUGGGGAGGUAGAGUCUGCCAAGCUUAUCCGUGAUAAAGUGGCAGGCCACAGUUUAGGGUACGGAUUUGUUAACUAUCUUAACCCUAGUGAUGCAGAAAGGGCAAUCAAUACACUCAAUGGGCUGAGACUACAGUCUAAAACUAUCAAGGUUUCUUAUGCCAGACCAAGCUCAGACACCAUAAAGGAUGCCAACCUGUACAUUAGUGGGCUGCCCAAAACCAUGACGCAGAAAGAUGUGGAGGACAUGUUUACUCGCUAUGGUCGAAUCAUUAACUCACGCGUUCUCGUUGACCAGGGAACAGGUGAGUGCAGUAUGUCGCGAGGUGUGGCAUUCAUUCGCUUUGACAAGCGAGCAGAGGCUGAAGACGCCAUUAAGGACUUGAAUGGCCAGAAACCACCUGGUGCCACAGAGCCCAUCACCGUGAAGUUUGCUGCCAACCCCAACCAGGCGAAGAACUCUCAGAUUAUCUCGCAGAUCUACCAUGCGCAGUCCCGGCGCUUUGGAGGGCCCGUUCACCACCAGGCCCAGAGGUUCAGGUUCUCACCCAUGAGUGUGGACCAUAUGAGCGGCAUCUCUGGGGUGAACGUCCCCGGGAACUCCACCUCUGGCUGGUGCAUCUUCAUCUACAAUCUGGGCCAGGAUGCCGACGAGGGCAUUCUUUGGCAGAUGUUCGGCCCGUUUGGAGCGGUCACCAACGUCAAAGUCAUCCGAGACUUUAACACCAAUAAAUGCAAAGGGUUUGGCUUUGUGACCAUGACAAACUACGAGGAGGCAGCAAUGGCCAUUGCUAGCCUCAACGGUUAUCGCCUUGGGGACAAAAUCUUACAGGUGUCUUUUAAAACCAACAAGUCUCACAAGUAAAUGUAAGACCCAGAUGAAGGAGAGAUCUCAAGUUUUUCAGUCGAAAAAGAGCGGUUGGCACUGUUUAAAUGCUGAUGUUUUUUUAAGUGUAAUCCACUCCGUGCAUUUUCAAGUUUUACAAUACUCGUAGAAGUCUAAUGGAAAGUAGACAUUUUUCAAUCUGUUGGGUGAUGCGACAAAUGUUUUAAAUGUGCUCUGCAUCUCCGAAAUUAUAUAGACCAACUCCAUAUUUCAAAAAGACUUGUAGUUCCUGUCUGAUAAUGUCACAAUGUGCCAUAUAUGUGGUGAAAAAUGCAAGGCAUGCUCUCUUUUAAGACUCUGAUCUACUGUCCACAGCACUACGGGGAUUUCACGAGUCCAAGAUAGUUUGGAAACAAGAUGCCUUAAUUUUAUUUCGCCCCUAGUCCCUCCCCACCUCUGACUCUCGUUCAGAUAAGUUGUCACAUGUUGGUCUGUAGAUUUGCAUGACUAUCAGUCACCAAGUAACACUGUAGUCGAGGAGCUCUUCUCAGAGCAAUAUCAGAGUUUUUAAGUACAGCUUUCUUGGCACGUGACUUAAAAAAUAAAUAAAGAAAAAAACUUUCAUGGACAACGUGUGGAGUGUAGCGCUGUUGCGUUUCUUAGUGCAUAACCAGGAGCGGAUUUUGUUUCCUUUUUUUUAUUUUUAUUAUUAACUUGUAAUUUUACGAAAGGGACCCAGAGAAAAGACACUAGGUAAAGAAGGACCAAAGAAAUCAAUUGAAGGUGUCAUUUUCCUCUCAAAACAAAAAUUGGGGCACGAAAGCACCCCCAACCCCCCCCCCC